Messenger RNA from Rhodofomes roseus, 1122 nucleotides. Its product is annotated as kinase-like domain-containing protein. Lineage: Eukaryota; Fungi; Basidiomycota; Agaricomycetes; Polyporales; Fomitopsidaceae. Bases 1 to 1122 code for a protein of 373 amino acids. The record is from RefSeq and is a predicted model, not a curated record. The transcript is spliced from 2 exons. Gene Ontology annotation, molecular function: ATP binding; protein serine/threonine kinase activity. Gene Ontology annotation, biological process: protein phosphorylation; intracellular signal transduction.
AUGCCUAUUGCACUUCCCGACUUCACUGGCACGAUGAUCGACGCUGGUCGUCUAGAGCUACUCCAAUACGUGGGCGCUGGCGCCUGCGCUGAGGUCUACCUCGCUAUUGAUCAUGAAGCCUCGGCCUCCUCCUCGGUCCCCGUCCGGCGUGCGGUCAAGAUCGUGCCGAAAGCUGGUCUUUCGAAGCGCGACACGCAGCGCCAGCGACAGGAGAUCGCAAACCAACGACUCGUCUCGGACGUGCCCGGCGUCCUCGAGUUGCUCGAUGCCAUCGAAGACGACGCGUACUUCUACCUCGUGACAGACUAUCGCGACUGCGAUCUGUUGGACCUCAUUCUCGAGGGCGUCUCUUUCGAGCGCAAAGACGAGCGGAUCCGGUCGGUGUUCGUGCAGAUUCUGGAUGCGGUACAAGGGUGUCAUCAGAAAGGGAUGUACCACUGUGCCCUUACGCCGGAAAACAUCCUCUGCACGGCCGACGGGAACGAGGUCGUUCUAGCCGACUUUGGGAUGGCGACGCCUCAGGCGCAAAGCCACUCCCGCGGCUACAGCAGGCGCUACGGCAGGCGCUCCUAUUUGAGUCCUGCGGCAGAAUUCGUCAAUUCCACUACUGAACCAUACUCCACCGAGCAUGCGGACAUCUGGGCAUUGGGGAGAAUUCUCGUCGACCUCGUCACGGGCUGUCGCUACCCCUGGUCGAAGGCCUCGAUCGACGAUCCCGACUUCAGGCAGUUCGUCUUCGAGGAUCAGUGGUACCUCCAGAGAGAGUUCGGGAUCUCGAGGGGAGCCGCCGACCUGCUGAAGCGGGUCUUCAGGCUGCACCCCGUUGUGCGCCCCAGCCUUGCGCAGAUUCGCAAAGACGUCCUCCGCCUCGACACGUUCUUCGCCGAGUUCGAGGAGGACUCUGAGUGGGACGAGCCAUUCGACUCCACCCCCACGCCUGAGGACAGCGUCGCCGUUGUCGAGAUCCCCGGCAACGAGACCGCGUUUGGUCCCCGCGUCGUCGUUCCCAAAGGGUACGUUCGAGCGCUGCUGCCAGCACUGACACGAACGGCCUCUGACGAUGAAUUCGCGCUCAGCUUCCUUGACGGCCUGGAGAUGCUUGUAGCUCCAGUGUCCACCUAG